AUGCGCGCUGUACCAGAGGUCCGUGUCCCAGCAGUUAAAAUGCGCGCUGUACCAGAGGUCCGUGUCCCAGCAGUUCACAUGCGCGCUGUACCAGAGGUCCGUGUCCCAGCAGUUAAAAAGGGCGCUGUACCAGAGGUCCGUGUCCCAGCAGUUCACAUGCGCGCUGUUCCAGAGGUCCGUGUCCCAGCAGUUAAAAAGGGCGCUGUACCAGAGGUCCGUGUCCCAGCAGUUCACAUGCGCGCUGUACCAGAGGUCCGUGUCCCAGCAGUUAACAUGCGCGCUGUACCAGAGGUCCGUGUCCCAGCAGUUCACAUGCGCGCUGUACCAGACGUCCGUGUCCCAGCAGUUGACAUGCGCGCUGUACCAGAGGUCCGUGUCCAAACAGUUCACAUGCGCGCUGUUCCAGAGGUCCGUGUCCCAGCAGUUAACAUGCGCGCUGUACCAGAGGCCCGUGUCCCAGCAGUUAAAAUGGGCGCUGUACCAGAGGUCCGUGUCCCAGCAGUUAACAUGCGCGCUGUACCAGAGGUCCGUGUCCCAGCAGUUAAAAUGGGCGCUGUACCAGAGGUCCGUGUCCCAGCAGUUCACGUGCGCGCUGUACCAGAGGUCCGUGUCCCAGCAGUUAACAUGGGCGCUGUUCCAGAGGUCCGUGUCCCAGCAGUUCACAUGCGCGCUGUACCAGAGGUCCGUGUCCCAGCAGUUAAAAUGCGCUCUGUACCAGAGGUCCGUGUCCCAGCAGUUAAAAUGGGCGCUGUACCAGAGGUCCGUGUCCCAGCAGUUCACAUGCGCGCUGUACCAGAGGUCCGUGUCCCAGUAGUUAACAUGCGCGCUGUUCCAGAGGUCCGUGUCCCAGCAGUUAACAUGGGCGCUGUUCCAGAGGUCCGUGUCCCAGCAGUUCACAUGCGCGCUGUACCAGAGGUCCAUGUCCCAGCAGUUAAAAUGCGCGCUGUUCCAGAGGUCCGUGUCCCAGCAGUUUACAUGCGCGCUGUACCAGAGGUCGGUGCACCAGUAGUCCACAUGCACGCUCUGCCGGGGGUCUGUGUCCCAGCAGUCCCUAUGCAUGCUGUACCAGAUGUCCGUGUCCCAGGGGUCCACAUGCACGCUGCAUCAGAUGUCCGUGUCCCAGCAGUCCACAUGCACGCUGUACCAGAGGUCCGUGUCCAAACAGUUCACAUGCGCGCUGUUCCAGAGGUCCGUGUCCCAGCAGUUAACAUGCGCGCUGUACCAGAGGCCCGUGUCCCAGCAGUUCACAUGCGCGCUGUUCCAGAGGUCCGUGUCCCAGCAGCUGACAUGCGCGCUGUACCAGAGGUCGGUGCACCAGUAGUCCACAUGCACGCUCUGCCGGGGGUCUGUGUCCCAGCAGUCCCUAUGCAUGCUGUACCAGUUAUCCGUGUCCCAGGAGUCCACAUGCACGCUGCACCAGAGGUCCGUGUCCCAGCAGUCCACAUGCACGCUCUACCGGGGGUCUGUGUAACAGUAGUCCCUAUGCAUGCUGUACCAGAUGUCCGUGUCCCAGUAGUCCACAUGCACGCUGUACCAGAUGUCCGUGUCCCAGGAGUCCACAUGCACGCUGCACCAGAUGUCCGUGUCCCAGUAGUCCACAUGCACGCUGUACCAGAGGUCCGUGUCCCAGCAGUCCACAUGCACGCUGCACCAGAUGUCCGUGUCCCAGUAGUCCACAUGCACGCUGUACCAGAAGGAGUCCACAUGAACGCUGUACCAGAGGUCCGUGUCCCAGCAGUCCACAUGCACGCUGUACCAGAUGUCCGUGUCCCAGCAGUCCACAUGCACGCUGUACCAGAGGUCCGUGUCCCAGCAGUCCACAUGCAGGCUGCACCAGAUGUCCGUGUCCCAGGAGUCCACAUGCACGCCGUACCAGAGAUCCGUGUCCCAGCAGUCCACAUGCAGGCUGCACCAGAUGUCCGUGUCCCAGGAGUCCACAUGCACGCUGUACCAGAGGUCCGUGUCCCAGCAGUCCACAUGCACGCUGUACCAGAUGUCCGUGUCCCAGGAGUCCACAUGCACGCUGUACCAGAGGUCCGUGUCCCAGCAGUCCACAUGCAUGCUGUACCAGAUGUCCGUGUCCCAGGAGUCCACAUGCACGCCGUACCAGAGGUCCGUGUCCCAGCAGUCCACAUGCACGCUGUACCAGAUGUCCGUGUCCCAGCAGUCCACAUGCACGCUGUACCAGAGGUCCGUGUCCCAGCAGUCCACAUGCAGGCUGCACCAGAUGUCCGUGUCCCAGGAGUCCACAUGCAGGCUGUACCAGAUGUCCGUGUCCCAGCAGUCCACAUGCACGCUCUACCGGUGGUCUGUGUCCCAGCAGUCCACAUGCACGCUGUACCAGAUGUCCGUGUCCCAGGAGUCCACAUGCACGCUGUACCAGAGACUAUUCUCCCUUUCUUCUAA
This is a messenger RNA of Liolophura sinensis, 2406 nucleotides long. Its product is annotated as periaxin-like. The record is from RefSeq and is a predicted model, not a curated record. The coding region runs from base 1 to 2406 and encodes 801 amino acids. Lineage: Eukaryota; Metazoa; Mollusca; Polyplacophora; Chitonida; Chitonidae. The transcript is spliced from 2 exons.